Molecule: messenger RNA, 234 nt
Organism: Morchella importuna
Lineage: Eukaryota; Fungi; Ascomycota; Pezizomycetes; Pezizales; Morchellaceae
Exons: 3
Coding region: 1-234 (77 amino acids)
Source: RefSeq, a predicted model, not a curated record
AUGACAAUCUGGAUAGAGGCACAGCCUUAUGAUGCAUCUUCCGUCUCCUACCCAGAGUGCUAUCAAACGUCAGGCUCCAGCGUCCUGGAGAAAAUAUUUGUGUUGAUAUUGACCCACCAGGGGCCAGCUGGUGCCACGGGGUCUCGAGGAACAAUUCGAUGGCCACGCGGAACAGGCUCCUUUCACGGCCAUUUGAGUAGCCGUGCAUGUGGUCCGUCGGCCGGGUCAUCUUAG